AUGGUUUACGAAAUUCAGAUUAUCCUUUUUUAUCAACGACAGUUCACGCUGACGUCACCCAAACACGUCUUCCAAUCUGCGCUGCCUGCGGAAAGGGGCGUUAGCCGUUGCCCUGUUUGCAAAUGUCUGCAGAGCUCGGUUGCGGGAUUUGUGCUCGAAAAUCCGGGUUUCUCAGUUGCUAAGUCGUUUUUUUCGUACCGACGUGUACGUGUGUGCACCGGGGUGUCUGUGAUGGAGUGGUACGCGCACAAAACGCUCGACAACGGCGUGUUUUGGAUCCAAGAGCGCUUUUACGAAUCGGGGAACAGGGCCAACAUCUGGCUCAUUCGCGGAUCUCACCAGGACGUGGUGAUAGACGCCGGCCUGGGUUUGCGGAGCCUGCCGGACUACAUCAGCUCCAAAGGCCUGCUGGGCGACGACACGAAGCGGAAGAACCCCUUGCUGGCCAUCGGCACGCACGUCCACUUCGAUCACUCGGGCGGCCUGCACCAGUUUCAACAAGUGGGCGUGCACAAGGCCGAGGUCGAUGCCCUGGCCAAUGGAGACAACUUUGAGACGGUGACAUGGCUGUCCGAUCGGGAGAUCGUGGAGAACCCGUCACCUGGUUGGACGGCCAGGCAGUACAGAGUGAAGGCUGUUCAGCCCACCCACAUAUUACAGGAGGGUGAUGUCAUCAACCUUGGGGACCGGCAGCUCACGGUGCUCCACAUGCCGGGCCACUCCAGAGGAAGCAUCUGCCUCCACGACAAGGACAACAAGAUGCUCUUCAGCGGCGACGUGGUCUAUGACGGCUCCAUGAUCGACUGGCUGCCUUACAGUGCCAUUGGUGACUAUGUCCGCAGCUGUGAGAGGCUGGUCGAGAUGGUGGACAAAGAAGAAGUGGAGCUGGUCAUGCCUGGUCACUAUAACACCUUCGGGGCCAAAAGGCUCCACCGAUUGGCCUCCAGCUACAUCUCCAAUGCAGGAACCUGCCAUAAGGUCUCAACCUGUGCAGUGAAAUCUGUAGCCAGCCUUGCUCUCCGUUUCUCUAACUCUUGCAGUGUCUGUUAGAGGCUGUUUAAGACUUUAUGCAACAAUUUAUACUCAAAGAUAAAGGUCCCAAAAAGGCUUCUUUGGAGCGAUGCCAUAGAGGAACCGCUUUUGGUUCCCUAAAGAACCCUUUAUGGUACCUAUAUUUUUAAGAGUGUAUAAACAACAAUACAGAAAACUCGCCUCAGUACUGAACAAUGCUGAUUGGAAUAUUCUGAGCCCUUCACAAGUGUGAGAUGAUGAUAUGAACUCAAAAAGUGAUUUUUGUUCUUGCAGUGUACUCAGCUUACUGGGAUUAAGCAUGAAAAGUUGAAUAUUAGGGUCUGACUGAUACUGAUGCUGAGCUAAACAUUUCAGCUGGUAUAAUCUUAUAUGGUCAAAAAUGUAACAGACUCCAGUAGGUUUUGUUAAACAGUUAAACAUUUAUUUUUUGGUUGUCAACUUGUGAAUUGUCGGAAUCAGCCAAUAUUAUUGGCCAUUCGAUAUAUGUUGGUAGCUACAGAAUUAAUUUCUGGAUAUUUCUAAAUGUUUUGUUAUUUGGAUUAGGGCCUUAUAGCACUUUUUGGUCCAGUCCAUUACACUGUAGCUGAGAACGAGGACGAAUGAAUGUGAAUUAGUGUGAACAGUAGCAUUUAGUAGUGUAUACUAUACCUGCAGUAACUCAAUGGAACAUCUGAAUAAUUGAAAUCAAACAUUUAUCAUAGGAAGACAUACUGCAUUGAACAUACUGUAUUGAAGCUUAUACCUCCAAAGCACUUGGUAGCCAGUAAUUUGCUUUGUGGGUGCUCUAUGUGGCAAGACACUGGCCCAAAAUACACACUAAUUGAGGAGUUUUAGGAAAAGGUAGAAAAGUUUGAAUUGGCCAAAUCAUUGCCUCAUUUUGUGUACAAUUCAACUAGUAUUUCACUUGAUAUUUGUUAAGGAAUUCCUGACAGGAACUGAAAAUGGGCUAGCAGUGCAUCUUAAAGGAAGAGGCUGAAUGCAGUCCAUUCGCAUCAGUAGCUUAAAUCCAGAAACAAAAAGUGACUUUUUGUUUUAGCUUUUCAUCUUUAAUCCACAUGCUUGAGUAUGCAGCAGUUUUACAGUCAGAAAACCCAUAAAAGGCACAUGUUCAGGCUACAGUACUGUGCUCAGUAUGAAUAGCACAGUAUAAGUUAUGGCAAUUGUUUCAAAUAGAGAAUGAUACUUAAGCAAGUUUUGGAAGUGCUCAAAUACUGUGCAGAUGUUUGUGGAUGUUUAGUAGAUUACUUUGGAAGUUUAAGUGUGGGUUUAAGUGUGCAGUGAAAGGUGUAAAGAAAUAGAUGUACUUAUUAAUCAUUAAUCAUUAAUAUCUUUAUACAUACCAAAAUGAAUGUAUUUUGUGUCAUAAGUAAGAUCUCUCCAGGCUUGCUGGGGAUUAAUGGGGUUGAUAGAAAGUGAAAGGAAUGGUUUAGUUAAUAGCCUGAUGCUAAAUGUUGCUAACAGUAAGUGAAAGCAACUAGCCAAAAGUUAGCAUUAUGAAAAUGACCUCAUGCUGGUUGGUGAAUACUAGCUUCCAUUAAUUAUUAGCAACAUUAGCAUAUGUGGUUGAGUCGUUCGUGACAUGUCAUAAGAAAUAGCACCUGGAGACAACUAGAGAAGGACAAUCUCCGAGUUUUCUUUCCACUUCUUGCUCUUUCUGAAACCCAACAGAAGGGAAAAUCUUCAUAAUUACCAAACAUUAUCUGAAAUAAGAAACAGGGUGAAGUUUUUAACAAGAUCAAAAAAAAAUAGUAGUUACAGCGACCGCUGUUGUUCAUUUUGAGUGCCAAAGCUAACAUAGCAUGCUUCACUUAUGUAGCAUAGAUACUAAUGGUAAAUAAUAAACAUCUCAAUUGUGGUCGGCAGUGAAAAGCAUGAAUAGCCACAGCAUUUAAAGACGUAUUAGAACUUCCAUUUACAGCGGCCUUGCUUGUUUUCUUAAGUGUGAUUUUUAUUACUAAUUUUUAGCUCAUUGACUUGGACUAUAAAGCUGCUAUUGGUUUUUUCUAGGUUCUAUAAGCUAAUAUAUGUGGGGUCCAAAAGUCUGAGAUCAAUAGUAGGAUUGGGUGCUUUAACAGUAAUAAUUAUUUCAAAAUUUUGGCAUGUCAAAUUUGCAUUCCAUCCACUGAUUGGUGGUCUGGGAGCUCAUUGAUAGGAAGUGCUGCUAGAAAAAGGGGAAAAAUCACAGCCUGGAAAAACCUCAGAAAUAAACGUGCAACAGCAAAGAGCUACACACCACACAGAACAGGUCUGAUUUUGGCUUUCAUUCCAACGUCAGUCACUUGACCUUGCACUCUCAGAUAUCCUCUAAAUGGAAGUCAUUUUAGCGUCAGUUAGCUGCGACCCAGCCUGUGCUGUGGUAUGGCACAGUUAGCGAGCUAGCUAAGCUCUUUUUGGCUUAGCCAAAAUGCUACAGUCCCAAAAACGACAAAACAGUCUCAGCUUCAGAUUUCUGUCACUCCAACACCAGUCACUCGACUUUUGUUCUCUCAGACAUCAGUUCUGUCAUCUAAACUUAGCAGCUAUCCUUGUAUUGUGGUGUGUGGCACAGUUUGGGUCUCUUGCCUGCUUGCUAAGCUCAUGUUAAGCUAGUCAAUCAAGCUACAAAUCCACACACCAUGAAACAGGUUUCAUUUAGUUUUUCUGCGCUAUUGACGCCAGUUGCUUGAGUUCACCUGCUCAUAUUUGAAUCAGCUAUGUUGAUGUUUUAGUUAGCCAGAAUUGAACAUGUUCUGUGGUGAGCAGGGCUGUUAUCUUGCUAGCUAAGUGAAUGCUAACCAGCUCCCUUGUCCUAAUCAACAACACUGUUUAACAUUUACCAGUUGUUAGUCAGAUGGUCAAAUCGUGCAGUGUUCACGUAUUUGGCAACUAUGUAAGCAAAUUAAUCUUCUAGAUUUUUUUCUUUUGAAAUAGCACAGGAAGAGAUGGUGAAAUCGUUCUUCAGAUUGAUGGAGAAUGUGUUGUAGAUGGUUCUGUAUAGAACCUUUUUGAAAAUGCUUCUAUAUAGCACCAAAAAGGGUUCUGCUAUUGUUCCAAUGUCAAGCUUGUAACAAAACAGAACACUUAUUGGUGCUAUAUAGAACCAUAUACAACACAUUCUCCAUCAAUCUGAGGAACCAUUUACAAAAAAAAGUUGAAGAACCAUUUUUUUAAGAUGAUGAAGAGAUGAGACUAAAAAAAAAAAACGACAUGGCCUUUUUUGUCCAAAGGCCUCAACAUAGUUUAUGUCACAAAUUUGCUUACAUUUGAACAGUGAUCCAGAGAGAGGGCAGAAUCUUAAAUGUUUCCUCUUCGUUUUACUUCUCAUACCUUUUUUUUGUUAUGAUUUUUUUAUUAUAAAACCUUAUGAACUUCUGAAAGCUUAAAUAAAAAAAUCCCAGAUGUUCAGUGAGGCUUCAGACUUUUGGACCCCACUGUAUUUGUGAGGUUUUUAGCCUCUGCAGUGCAUGGCAUCUGCGUAAAGGCAAAUAAGCCGCACAAUAUGACUUCUUCCACUUGUUUAUGAACAUAUAAGCACAAACAUAUCAGUCUACCUAGUUUGAUUGACAUUCCAAAGUAGCAGCAUUUACCAUGCAGAUACAUUGUGGAGUUCUAAUGCAAAUGGAAGAUGAAUAUGAACGCAGUUUAGACUGAUCUAUUUAGAGAUGAUUAGUAGCUCUAGUGCUGUCAGGAUACUGGAAUUUACAGUUUUCGAUGAAACUCUUUGAAGUAGUUGAAGUAUCUAUAUUCCAUACCAUUUUCAAUGGCACUGGAAGGGUGUUCUCCAAUAAUGGCCAGUCAUGCUGAGUUAAAAAAAAAAUGACUGACCACACCAAAUGAGAUUAUCUAAAACAACAGCCAACAAUAGAGGAAAUAAAUGUGACCAAAUUAACCUCCAGAGCACCAACCUUUGCUGACCUAUCAACAAGAACUUUUUUCAUUUUGUUGACAAUGAGAUCCAAGUACAUGUUUUUUUGAUUUUCUAAGUGAAAACUUUCUACUGGAAAAAACCCUAAAACAAAACAAAAUAUCAAAUAUUGCUUUUGCAAAAGUCAUGGCACAUUUUAUAUGUUAAAUUCAGCAAAUAAAUAGAAAUCGUGCACUACAGUUUGCAGAAAAAUUUAGGUAUCUUCUCUGUAGAGGACAUUUGUCACUUAGAUUUUCACUUAGAAAAUCAACAAAAUAGUAGUUACAGUGUAUAUAAUAUCAAUACUGUGGGAAAUGAGUUUUGGUAUCUGUUCAAAUGUUCAAUAUCUAUAUGUAUUGAUAUGUAUGAGUAUUUUCAACAACACUACUUGACACACUUUUGCAAAGAUAAGGAGAGUUGAUUUGAUGUUCAUGAUGUAUUGCUGAACUCUUUAUAGAUACAUGGAGGGAGAUAUGCCUUACCAUACUGGGCUGGAAGGUUAUGCAUUUACUUUGCCAAACUCCUUCAUGCUGCUUUGUAUAAUAUUUAACUGAGAGUAUAUUUGUGAGACAUAUUAAUCAUAGGCACAUCUCACUGAAACUGAAAAUGUAUAGCGAAUGGAAUAUUGAAAUGUGUAUGUGUAUAAUGUGAAUGUGCAAUGUAAAAGGAAGUGAUUUUCCUGCUGAAGCUUGUAUAUUCUGACCUUGUUUCUGCUCAGGAAUCCUAUAUGAAUUCAGGCGCUUUGAGCAGAGCCAUAUCAUACCAACACCAUAUUCAGUGCCUCUCUAAGUAUGAACAAAAUAAUACCUCACAAUGCUGUUGCUGCAGCUGUUGGAAUAUGCAGGCACCUUGUUUGAAAAUAUACUAGCUUUCAAUUCUCAA
Messenger RNA from Colossoma macropomum (tambaqui), 5797 nucleotides. RefSeq names its product metallo-beta-lactamase domain containing 2 (gene mblac2). The record is from RefSeq and is a predicted model, not a curated record. Lineage: Eukaryota; Metazoa; Chordata; Actinopteri; Characiformes; Serrasalmidae. The coding region runs from base 1 to 1050 and encodes 349 amino acids. The transcript has 3 exons.